Messenger RNA from Anopheles funestus (African malaria mosquito), 656 nucleotides. Its product is annotated as ribonuclease H2 subunit C. Gene Ontology annotation, biological process: RNA catabolic process. Lineage: Eukaryota; Metazoa; Arthropoda; Insecta; Diptera; Culicidae. Bases 196 to 651 code for a protein of 151 amino acids. The transcript is spliced from 2 exons. The record is from RefSeq and is a predicted model, not a curated record. Gene Ontology annotation, cellular component: ribonuclease H2 complex.
UACUAUUUUUCAUCACGGUACAAGUAGUUCGUUUCACAAAUAUUUUUAAAUCAUUUUUACCUGCAUCAGGAAGAAGCACACAACAAGCAAAAGAAGAUAGAGGCGCGAAACGAACCGCUUGUAUUUCAGAAGACUUUUUGGAUUACAGAAAUACAUCUUAGCUCAGUCCAAACAUUAAUUAGUAAGAAUUGCAUCAUGGCCAUCAAUUUAAAGUUCAGUUCGAAGGAUGUUAAAAGCAGCAUGCAAAAGCCAAUCAAGGUACAGUACAUCCCUGCGACGAUCAGUGACGAUGGACCGGCAAAUCUGGAGCAGUUUUUUACACCAUAUACCGAAACACAACCAGAUGGAACUCUCCGUAACGCGCUACGAGGAUAUCCGCUGCAGGGCAAAGUCACAACACUUCCGGAAGGUUACACGGGUGUAAUGCUUCAGGAAACGAAGAAACCACUGUCUGCCGAAGAUGAUCGUACGCUUACAUUUGCGGGUGCUUUUCGAGAAUUCACUUACUGGAACUAUGACCGUAUUCCGUCGAGGAAUGAUCCAUUGGCGAAAGCGCUUACCUGGCUGCCAAUGGCGGAAGUUUUGCAUGGUGAAGCAGAUGAAUUUGAGGUGAAACAGGAACAGACAGGGAAAAUUAAGAAUGGCCACUAAAGUAC